AUGCUCAACACGAAGAGCCCAUCACCAGCCAACAGCAACUACGACUUUGCGCUGCGCCAUGAGCGGGUGAAGCUGAUCGCAAGAGCGCUGAAGCAGUUCGGUGUGUAUAUUACCCGCACGACACAGGCAAUGCGCGAGGUGGCCAGCUGCCUCUCGCUCGUUGGCCAGAGCUAUCAUGAAGUCGCGCAGUGCGUCAACAACACGAACCCGCACAGCCGGGCGGAUCAGGACUGCUACAUCUCUUUUAAUAGACAGCUUGUCGAGAGCUACGGGGCCAACUUGCAGAAUGCGGCCACGCUCUUCUCCGCUGAGAUGAUGAACAUCAAGAAUGGCGAGCAGUUCUUGUCUUAUAAUAAAUCGGUGCAUCGAACGGUGAUGACGCGGCUGCACGAUGUACUGAAAAUGGCACAAAGGACACGCGACCUUGGCGAUGAUGUGAAGGCGGAGCUCAAGAAGGCCACCUCCUGCAGGAAGGUCGUUAGUAGAAAAGAGGCAAAGUACAUCCGCAAGGGCCGGCCCUUGACGGAGAGCAAGCUCUACGUGAGGCAGUCGGAGAGGAUGCGGAAGCACGAUCAAGCCUACGAGGCCAAACUGCGAACCUUUGACACCGAGUACGAGUCGCUCAUGCAACGCCAGCUGUACGUGGCGGGUCACACGAUGGAUGACUUCCUGGACAUGAACACGGUGUACCUGUCGCACAUUCUGAAGGUGCUCGGUUGCCUAGCCCCAAACGGCGCGGAGGCCAUCCAGAAGAUGCUGGACAGCGGCGAGAAGCUCAGCGAUCUCCUGGGCAUCGCGCCGGAGGAUCAGCUCGGCUGUCGACUGAGAGCGCAAAACGUUGACGUGCUCAACAGCAGCAAUGUAACACCGGUGAAGAGAGGCGUCGGCGCUACGCCUGGCAAGGGAACACCAGCCAAGUCCAGCUGCUGCGGCUCCUCGCACAACUUCACUAGCUAUUACCAGAACCGCCGCCAAGCGGCUCUGUAUGUCGAGGGCGCACCGCCGACGGCGCGCGCACUUGGCGAAGACAGCCGCGGGAGCAGUGAGCCCUGCCAAACACUCAGUGAAACGCCGGAGCGGCAGCUCAUCUCCAACCAGACGCCGUUGAGAGCCACAUUCGGCAGCGCAGCAAUCUGCAGAGCAGCAAGUCACUCGUAUUCGGCAGCAGAGCCGGCCGCGCCGUCGCCUCUGCAGCCUCCGUCCUUCCCUGCUGCCGUGCGACGCGUCGAUGCUGCGCCGGUGCCGUACGUCAAACCGCUAGCCAUCGGCCUCCACGCUUCAUGUGGGUCGCCAGGCACGACCACAGACGCCGCGAAACAGACCUGUCCAGCCGGGAAUGCAGCACCAGCUGCAUGGGUGGUAAAGACCGGUGGCCGCCGAGGUAGUGUUUGUGAUACGACCAACUCGCGCACAAGGGUUGAACUUAGCCUCGGCCACGCACAGUUUGACGACGACAACACGGCGGCCGGUGCACCGCCUGCAGCUUGCCUUGCCCCAGCGCCGCCGCCCGCCCAAUACAGCGAGGAGAGGCCGAUGGAACGGCCAUUGGGCCGCUCAGAGGUGCCGGCUGCUCAGGCGGCCAUGUUCGGACUCGACGUGGCACGAUCCGCGGCGCCUUUUGACGAUCAACUCGUCGCCGACUCGUGCAGGCGCACAUCGCUCUUGUCCCUGAAACCCGUUGCGUUGUUCCCUCUCGACGUGAGCGAGAGCAGCAUCUCACGGAAAGUGGCACCGCGCACGUCGGCAGCGACGACCUCUGUUGCUAAUCCCUCGACGCAGCAGCGCUCACGCCGCGACCGGAAGAAGCACAAGACCACCAAAGUUGUUGCUGCUGCGAGAGGAGUGCCGCUGCCAGGCACCGCCUCUGCACCGCCGGACGAGGACACCAUGUCGAGGAGCACGAGCACGCAGUCUCAGGAGGCAUUGGAGAGCAGCAUUCACGGCUAUCAUGCCGCACAUUACCAUUGCCCGCCGCCACAGCAGCUACACAACUUGAAGCAGCAUCCUCAGCGCGACUCUGCACCUGUCAGCUUGGCACACUUCCAGAUGGAACUGACAGGUUGCAGCGGGGAUGCUCCGUGCCAAUGGCGCAACGACGGACUCUGUUCCGAGGCCGGUGGGGUGUCGGGGCGCUCGCAACGCUUAUCUACCAGCUAUGGACUGGACAGCCCUACACCGACACCUCAGCCGUUUGCGCUAGGCACGCAUGCAUGGGAGGACUCACAAGUGCGGCCAUGCAGUUCCGCGUAA
Messenger RNA from Leishmania major strain Friedlin, 2250 nucleotides. RefSeq lists its product as hypothetical. The transcript has a single exon. The coding region runs from base 1 to 2250 and encodes 749 amino acids. NCBI's taxonomy places the organism in Eukaryota, Euglenozoa, Kinetoplastea, Trypanosomatida, Trypanosomatidae. The record is from RefSeq and is a predicted model, not a curated record.